This is a messenger RNA of Nicotiana attenuata, 588 nucleotides long. RefSeq lists its product as uncharacterized. Lineage: Eukaryota; Viridiplantae; Streptophyta; Magnoliopsida; Solanales; Solanaceae. The record is from RefSeq and is a predicted model, not a curated record. The transcript is spliced from 2 exons. The coding region runs from base 1 to 588 and encodes 195 amino acids.
AUGGUUGUUACCGAUCAAGGCGAUGCAACUGAUGUUACUGCAAAUGUCAAAACUGUCGCUAAUUUUGGAAUAGAUCCUAGUGAUCCUGUCUUGUAUAUAGCCGAUGGUGUGAUAAUUUUACAAAGUAAGUUUGCCCUAGACAUGCUUAAGGAAUAUGACUGCCUCUCCUACAGUAGCCUUUCUACACCUCUUGAUCCCAAUGAGAAGCUGAGGGCCAAAGAAGGAAGACCAUUGUCGGAUUCUGCAUAUUAUAGAAAACUUGAAGCAAAGUUAAACUUCCUUACAAACACCAGACUAGACAUAGCCUUCAGUAUACAAUAUCUCAGUCAAUUCAUACAGGAUCCCAAAGAACCACAUUUGAAGGUUGUCUUUCACCUGCUUAGCUAUUUGAAGAGUGAUCCCACUCUGGGAAUUUUUCUGUCCAAUGACUCUGAUUGUAGUCUGAAGGGUUACUGUGAUUCAGAUGGGGCAGCUUGCCCAGACUCUAGGAGAUCAGUUACUGGAUACCUAGUCCUACUGGGGAACAGUCCAAUUUGUUGGAAGUCCAAGAAACAAAAAACAGUUUCCUUGUCAUCUAUAGAAGCAUAA